This is a messenger RNA of Stylonychia lemnae, 2775 nucleotides long. NCBI's taxonomy places the organism in Eukaryota, Ciliophora, Spirotrichea, Sporadotrichida, Oxytrichidae. The record is from the annotation of a GenBank genome assembly.
AUGAACCUAUCUUGCAGUCGUAAGUUUAUUAUAAAUAAAGUAAUUGAAUGUAGAGUUUAAGUAGAAGCUUUUAUUUGGGAUAGAGAUUCUCAUGGGUUAUUUGAUUACGAAAGUAAAACCAUUGUACGAUAAAGCAUGAAAUGCACUGGCUGCAUUAUUUUGUCAAGAGUUGAGUAAGAGCUAAAAGCCCUUUUGCCUAAUGUGGAUAAUCAAGAAGAUUAUUAAAAUCUUUUCAGUCUCGUGUAUAAACAAGGCUGUUAUUGGAUGUAUCACUCUAAAAGUCUAUAAGAUGACACUUUCAAAAAUCAUGCAGAUCGAGUAUGGCGAAUAGUGAAGUAUGAAUAAUUUACGACUGGCAAAUAAAACACAUAUAAAGUUGUUUAAGGAGACACUAUUAAGUUUGGUAGAGUAAGAUUUCAAAUAAAGAAGUUAGUGGUAGAUAAAAGUGACAUUGACUUAAAUGCAGAGCAAAAUGAUAUCACAAAUAUCCCUUAGAAAAUUAACCCAGCAAACAUUGACCACUCUUUGACUAAUAAUAAUCUUAGAUUAUUAACAACUGAAAACGAAGGUAAUAACGGCACUGAACCUGAUACUAGGAUGACUUAAAAUUUCCAUAAAGAAACAGUGGGAUUCGACAACAGACCAGUUUCAUUUGAAGCUGGAUUCUUGAAAUAGAAUGAGCAAGAUAUAAAGCUCAAAUAAGUCAUCAUCAAUCACCAAAAUAGUAUGACUAAAUCUAUUGAUGCAAUUAAUUGCAAAAUUUGUUUAUCAGAAGAGGAUGCCUAGAAUCCAAUGAUCAGUCCUUGUAACUGCACUGGAUCCAUGAAAUAUAUUCAUUUUGAGUGUUUGAGAGAGUGGCUAGAGGGCAAAAAACACAUGAAAGAGACUCCCUAUGUUAAUUCAUAUAUCUGGAAAAAUCUUGAAUGUGAGAUUUGCAAAUCAUCAUACAAUGACAUGAUAACAUUGAAAGAUGGAAGAGUAAUGAGUUUAUUAAAGUAUAAUGUUCAUGAAGAUGCCCAUAGCUAUAUGAUCAUUGAAUCUGUCACCAAUACUACUUCAAAAACUAUUCAUGUAAUAAAUUUUAACGCUAAGAAAAAAGUACGAGUUGUAAGUUUCAAUCAUUCGACUAUAACACUUUAGGGUAGAGGAUAAAAUGCAGAGGUCAGAAUUACUGAUAUUAGUGUUAGCAGAUUUCAUACCUUAAUUAAAUUAAACAAACGAGGGGAUGUGAUAAUUCAAGAUAAUUAGUCCAAGUUUGGAACGCUAGUCUAAUUAACUGAGCCACUUUAAGUUGGAUUAAACUAACCGAUCUAUAUUUAAAUUGGAAGAACAGUUACUGUAAUAUUUGCGAUUAACAGAUUUUCUUGCUUGCAAAGAUGUUUUUGCGCUUUGUAAAAAUCUAAAAGGACCGAAUAAUGCCUUCACUAUGAUGAAGUGGCAAAAUACUUUCCAUCAGAAUUUCAAUUAAUGUUCGAUUCAAUAAGAAAUAUGAAAGGUAGAGCAAAUUCUAGUAUGAAGCAAAUGCUACUAAAUGAAGGACAAACUGCUCACGUGAGAAAUUAAUCUUAACAGCAGCCAAUUGCAUCAAUGGACGCUUCUUAGUUGUCGAAUAUUGAUCCACCUGGAAGGCGAUUCGAUUAUGAAUAAGAGGAGGCUAAUGAUUAAGAUGUUGCGAUUACUUCAUAGUAAAGACUUCAUGAUAUAAGAGCUAGUUAGCAUGCAACUUAGUAAAUUAGAGAGGAUAGGUAAAUAUCAGUUGCGAUAGAAUUUGUAACUUAACCUGAAAGAGUCGAUUCAGAAAAUAGAUAGUAAAUAGUUAAUAAUCUUGUACAAUAGAUGAAUAAUUAAAGAGGAUUAAGGGAAGGUGCUGUAAGAGUCAAUAGUACAGCAUAGAUCCCAAACAUGCUAUUAUAAAGCAGCGAGCAUAAUCACAGUCAAAAUGCCAUUCCUCCAAUUUAAUUUUAAGGAGUAAUGAGCGGAUCUUAAAACAUUAAUAAUCUAGAUGUUCUCAACGAGGAUAGUGAGGAGGACAAGGAUAACGCUAAUGAAUCACAAGAAUCUUAGAGAGCAAAUGGUUACACCUCCAGAAAUCCAUUAAGUUAUCUUAACAGUCAAAGAAACCAUUUUGAUGAGGAGCAGUAGCUUAAGAGUAUGCGAGAAGAUAAUGAAAACUUAGUCAAUAGAAUGAUGAUAUAAGAUCCAAAUGAUUUGAUUAGCUAGUAUCAUGCAACAAAGAAAAGAGGACAUAUGCCAAGUGUAAAAAGUGAAACUGGAUUUCCUAAAUUGUAAUUAAUGAGUCCUUAGCACACUAACAGAGAGCCAUCUGUGUUUUCUCUCAGCAGAUAUCAAGAUGCCGAUGAGGAAGAAUAGAGAAGAAUAGAAAUGAUUUAAGAUAGCUACGAAGAAGUCAAGAUUUAGUAGAUAGAUCAACUUAACAUUCAUGACAUGGACAAUAAUGUAUAAAUAAUAAAUUAGAGUGCAAAUGCAAAUAUAAGUCAUCCUACAAAGCAGAAAACUACCUCACUUUACAAUAACUUCGAUAGGGGCUUACGAAUGGCUUAAGUUAGAGACCAGAAAGCUGUACCAGUUCAAAACUAAAACAGUUCAGUCCUAACAACCAUCUAAAUGACUGAAACACAAAACCCCAAUAAUCCAACGACUAUGAAUUACACUCAAAAUUAGCAGGAUUCCUUUAUCAAUGAGUCUGCUUUAAAUAACAAGGGAGCGAAAUAGAUAAAGGGAAGGAAAAGAUUUAAUAAUCAGAAAAGCUAGUGA